AUGAAUACAUUUGCAGCUUUUACCGAAAUUCUAGGAUUAUUGAAUGUCUUAAUUAUCACAAAUAGUUACUCAUCGGUUAUCCAGAAAUCAUCAAAUGAAUAUCCCAUUGAUCAAACCAUUUCAUACUCUUUACCAAAAGAAUGUACGCUUUUACCAAAUCAAAAAUUCCUUAGUGUAUUACCUGGAUUUGGAUGGGAUAAUUUGGUCAACCGUGAAAGAGGUCCUAUAAUAGAUGUAGAAAAAUAUUCACUAUGUCGACGUUCUGCAGACGGAAACUUUCUAAUUCCAGAUGAUAUAACUGUUCAACCAAUAAAGAAUUCGAAAAUUAAAUUAUCCUCUGAAGUCUACGAAUCAAUUAGUCAAUGUCAUUCAUUAGUAGCUUAUUCAAUUAAUUCUGCUGUUGGUGGUGAAUAUUCAUUUUUUCGUAUUAAUGGAGAUUUUUCAUCGGAUAAAGAAACACUACGUGAAAAACUAAGUCAAAAAUUAGGACUUAUUGUUCAAAGUGAAAUGCGUCAUAAUCGUUAUUUUAUUCAAUUAAUACCUGAUUCAAAAUUACAUCCACGUUUUAAAAAUCGUCUAUUAGAUAUUGCUGCUUAUUUAGAACAUGGAAAUGUAACAAUGGAAACUAUUGAAUUAUUUAAUAAUGGUCUAAUGGGUAAUACAUUAAGAAAUUCAUUAGGAAUUGUAACAAAUGAUAAUUUUAAAUCACUAAGUCAAGGUACGAAUGCAUUUUAUCUUGCUGAUCUAGUUGUUCGCGAUUUUGGUACACAUUGUAUAAACUCAGUUCAUGCUGGAGGUGUUUUGGCCAAAAUUGACACAUUGGAUACAAAUUCAUUAAAUACUAAAAAAGAAGAUCGAUGGCAUUUGGGUGCAUCAGCUACAAUAAGUUUUGCUAAUAUCUUUAACGUUAAACUUGGUGGAUCUGUAAACAUUAAUGAUUCUUUAAUUCAAAAUUAUGAAAGUAAAAUAACGUAUAGUCAAGUUUUAACCUUUGGUGGCCCUAUUAUUUACAUGUCCGAUGUGAAUUUAUCACUUUGGGAAUCUGGUCUAGACAAUCAACUAGUGGCUAUUGACAGAAGUGGACAACCAAUUUAUGAAUUAAUUACAGAUAGAUCGUUACCUGAGUUACCUAGUCAUAUGAUAGUUCGACUGACUUCAACAAUUAAAUCAGCUGUUGAAAGAUAUUAUAAAGCUAAUACAGUAGUUGGCUGCAUGAAUCCUUUAUCAGUUUUUUAUGAUAAUGAAGCAAAUGUAGCUUCGCCAGAAUGUGAUCUACACAGUAAACAAAUUACAAAUUCAACUUUAUACCUUGGAGGAGUUUAUCAAAAGUGUACUGGUCCAGAUGAUUUAUGUCUUGGUGAAACUAUACCUAAUCCACUUACUGGUGACUUAUUCUGUUCACAAGGUUAUACAUCGAUACAACUGUUACCGCAACAAAUUAGAAAAUGUUAUAGUGUAUGCAGUGAAAAAUCCUGGUUUAAAAAUCCCGACUGUACAACUCAAUGCGCUAUUACUGAAUCUUACUGGUGUUCACGUGAUCCAUCAUUAUCAUCAUCUAAUAUAUUAGACAACAAUGAUAGUGGUUAUUUAUUUGGUGGUCUUUAUACAGAUAAAGAGGUGAACAGUUUAACUAAACAAUAUAAUUGUCCACAAUAUUACUGGCCAAUAACACUUGGUCGACGUAUGCGUAUAUGUUUAUCAACUGAUCGUGAAUUAGGUGGUAAAUAUUCAUUACCAUUCGGUGGUUUCUAUAGUUGUUAUUCUGGUAAUCCUUUAACUGCUUUAAUUAAUAUCAAUCAAACUGAUGAUAUAGAUGGCAGUAGACAAAAUACUCGAAUACCAGAAUGGUUUAAAAUACAACAAGAACGAAUGUCAUUCACUCUUCCACCACCACCACCACAACAACAACAAAAUCAUGGAACAGUGCGGUCAAUGCUACGUAAUGAUAAUUUCAAAGACCAAUUUGUACAGAAUGAUUUUUCACAACUAUUUGCUGCAUUAUGGCCGAAAAAAUGUCCAAUUGGAUAUACAGCACAUUUAGCUGCUAUGGAAGAUAUAUGCCAAGUAAAUUAUUGUGUUCAAGCAAAUUUCUUAAAAGAACACGUAAGACGUCAAUUGAAAAGGCCUCCAUUUGUUUUACCAAUUUAUACAAAAGAAGAGAAAUUACCAUUAUUUUCAAAUGAUCCAUAUGGUAGAUCUAUUUCGACUGAACUUUUAUUUGAUUCACAUUUAUUUAAACUUAGUGAUUCAAAUAAUUUCAUUGAAUCAAGUUCCAAUGAAAUACAUGAUAAAAAUGGUAAUAUAAUUAGAAAGAUUAAUGGUCGUUGGGGGGAGACUGAUGAAUUUAACAUGGAAAAUAAUAUUAAUUAUAAUAAUCACAAAUCACCAAAUAUUCAAUAUGCAUUCAUUGCAACCCUUAGUACAUUAUUACCAAUUAUCAUUGUUUUAAUUGUAAUCAUAUCUAUCCUUAUAUUCUAUCAUGUACGUCAACAAAGCAGAUUUACAUCACGUCAUAAUUAAGCAUCAAUAUACACAUUGAACUGUAAACUUAACAUCUGUAUGUGAAUGUAGAUUGCUUAAAAUUAACCACCGAUAAGCAAAUAAAGUUCAACUGAUAUAUCACAUGACAUUUUAUACAACAUUCUUUAUUUGUAGUCAGUUGAGUUAUUCUAUUAAUUUAUAUUUGAAUUCGUUAAUUC
Molecule: messenger RNA, 2699 nt
Organism: Schistosoma spindalis
Lineage: Eukaryota; Metazoa; Platyhelminthes; Trematoda; Strigeidida; Schistosomatidae
Source: the annotation of a GenBank genome assembly